AUUUGCUAACCAUUCUUUUGUUCAACUUCUAACAAACUCAACAACCUGUAAUUUAGGUUCCCCCCUUAUUAUUAGGUGUUAGGUUUUAGUUAUUGUUUCCUUGUAUAUUAUGUUGCAUUUCAGGUACCAUAAAUUUCCCCUACAAAAUUUAACAUUCUUGAAAUCAUCAUUCUUCUUUCUCAAAUUUCCUCUAUAAAAUCAAACAACAUUUUUUUGUUCUUUUUCUCAAUUUUCUCAUAAAAAUGCCACCUUUUAUUGGUUCAAAUCCUCUUUCAAAUGGCUUCAAACACAACAACAACAAUAACACCAUAAUCACCAUUGAUGUAGGUGGACAACUUUUUCAAACAACCAAACAAACCUUAAAACAAGCAGGUCCAAAAUCCCUUUUUUCAACAAUUUUAAAUAAUAAUAAUAAUAAUAAUAAUGAUAAUUCAAUUCCAUUUAUUGAUAGAGACCCUGAAAUUUUCUCAAUUUUGUUAUCACUUUUAAGAACUGGAAAUUUACCUUCAAAAGCUAAAAACUUUGAUAUUCAAGAUUUGAUAUUUGAAGCACAAUAUUAUGGUGUAGAACAACUUAUUUUAAAUUCUCAAUCAAACCUAUCUCAAUUUGAACCUUUUGAUUUAGAAAAAUCUGUUCUUUUACCUUUAAGUGGUAGAGAUUCACCUACAUCAAUUUCAACAACACAAAAUGGUUCAGUUCAGGUAGCCCAUGGUUGUAAAAUUACUUCUUUUGAUUGGUCCUUGAAGAGAAAGUCAACAAUUUUGACUCAAUUUCCAGCUAUUGAUUCUAUGUUGUGUUUGGCUCCAAGAAUUGUGGCAGCUGGUGCUACAGACUUUUCUGGUUUGCAGAUUCUUGACUUGUUUAAGGGUUCUGUCAAACAGACCCUUAAUUGGGAGAAUGUGACGAAAUCUGGUUCAACAGUACAGGCAAUUGGAUCAUCAGGUGAAUUCUUGUUCACGAGUUUCGAAUCAGCUAGGAGAAAUUCCAACUGCAUUAUGAUAUAUGAUCUUAAUGAUAAUUUUAGGCCGGUUACUGAGAUGUGUCAUUAUGAAAUCUUUGGAGCUAAAUUGGAUUCAGCAAUUCCCGCCACAAAAUUAAAAUGGCUUCCUAGUCAUAACUUAUUGAUGUCUGCCGGUUCACAUAGUGGUCCUUCUGGUGUUCUUGGGAACAUUAAAUUUUGGGAUUUAAGGUCCGGGAAUUCGGUAUGGGAAAUAAAAGAAAAUGUCGAUUGUUUCUCUGAUAUCACAGUCUCGGAUAAUUUGUCGGGUAUUUUCAAAGUGGGCAUACAUUCGGGCGAAGUUUUUCUUGCUGAUUUGAGGAAUAUUGGUUCUGAGAAUGCUUGGUUUUGUCUUGGCGAUCAAAGAAAGGUAACAAAUGGUAAAAAAGAAGGAAGUGGUUGCAGAAUUGAAAGCCAUGGGAAUCAAGUAUUUUGUUCUAAAGGUGGAAAUGUUGAGUUGUGGUCAGAAGUACUUAUCGAUGGUUCGAUAAAAGGAAGAGUUUUUAGGAAGAACUUUAUGGGAAGAGCAAAAGACUAUUGUGGCAAUAAGAUAACUCACUUAAGCUUUGGAGGAAACAGAAUGUUUGUUACAAGAAAAGACCAACAAUUUGUUGAGGUUUGGCAGAGUUCUGUUAGGGGAUUUUGAUUUUUCGCAAGCAUUUGGUAGGAGUAGGUCCCGCUGAAGCCAAAUUGUUGGGACUGAGGCGCAAUUGAUUGAUUGAUUGGUAAGAGUAGGUUAGCGGUUAGUUUUAUUAGUUGUAAAUGUUUAUAUAGUUCAU
This is a messenger RNA of Lycium ferocissimum, 1776 nucleotides long. Its product is annotated as BTB/POZ domain-containing protein At5g41330. The record is from RefSeq and is a predicted model, not a curated record. Gene Ontology annotation, biological process: protein homooligomerization. Gene Ontology annotation, molecular function: protein binding. Lineage: Eukaryota; Viridiplantae; Streptophyta; Magnoliopsida; Solanales; Solanaceae. The coding region runs from base 243 to 1643 and encodes 466 amino acids. The transcript is spliced from 3 exons.